Molecule: messenger RNA, 402 nt
Organism: Papaver somniferum (opium poppy)
Lineage: Eukaryota; Viridiplantae; Streptophyta; Magnoliopsida; Ranunculales; Papaveraceae
Product: rRNA 2'-O-methyltransferase fibrillarin-like
Exons: 6
Coding region: 1-402 (133 amino acids)
Source: RefSeq, a predicted model, not a curated record
AUGGAGAAAUUAAAGAUGGGUCGUGGUGGUGGUAGAGGCAGAGGAGGCAGCAAAGGAGGAGGUCGUGGUAGUGGUGGAAUGAAAGGUGGUAGUAAAGUGAUUGGGUACAAAGUCUGGAAUCCUUUUAGAUCAAAGCUUGCUGCUGCUGUACUUGGUGGUGUUGACAAUAUUUGGAUUGUACCGCCUGAUUUAGACCUAGAGGUGGUGCUAGUGGAGGAGGAGGUGGUAGAUGGAGUGCUAGUGGUGGUGGAGGAGAUGAGGGUAUCUAGAGAGUUGUCUUGCCAGAUACAUGAUGAAGCGAAAAAAUUCUCUUAUCAGACUGGUGUUAAAGUCGCUGUUGCAUAUGGUGGAGCACCGAUGCACAAGCAGCUGUUGAUUGCUUCUAUCGACGAUGAAGCUUGA